ACAACUUCUUCUUCUUCUUCUCUCUCUCUCUCUCUCUAUAUCUGAGCUGAGCAAAUCUCGCACAUUUCCCGGGAAAAACCUGAAGCUUCAGCAGCAGAGAGAUCGCGGGGAGUUGCCGAGCUUACCGAAGUGAAUCGCCGGCGAUGUGUAACUCACGCACUCUAGUUGUACCAGCUCUUCUUCUUCUUCUUUUGGUUCUGGUCUCCGCGCAGGGAUCUGGUUCCAAGACUCCAUGGCAGACGCUUAGCGGAGGUGCGCCUCUGGCAAUAGCACGCGGUGGAUUUUCUGGGCUAUUUCCUGAUUCAAGUUAUGCUGCGUAUAGUUUUGCAAUUAUGACUAGCCUUCCCGAAGUGGUUUUAUGGUGUGAUGUGCAACUAACAAAAGACAGCAAAGGAAUUUGCCUCCCAGAUAUCAAGCUGGACAAUAGUACUGAUAUUGCAGAUGUCUUCAACAAUAGGGAUAAGGAGUAUGUUAUUAAUGGGGUUGCCACUAAAGGAUGGUUUUCGCUGGAUUUCACUUCCAGCGAAUUAUCAAAUGUGAUCGUUAGUCAAGGAAUUUAUUCUCGCUCUAAUAAGUUCGAUGGCAAUUUGUUCCCAAUUCUCACUGCUGAAGAUGUGUCUAAGCAACUCAAACCGGCAGGCUUAUGGCUGAAUGUUCAGCAUGAUGCAUUCUUUACACAACACAAGUUGAAUAUGAGAAGCUAUGUGCUUAAUAUAUCAAAACACAUUAUUGUCAACUAUAUCUCAUCGCCAGAGGUGGCUUUCCUGAACGGAAUUAAAUCAAGAUUCAAUCAAAAGACGACAAAGCUGGUCUUUCGGUUUUUGGGAAAAGAUGAGACUGAUCCCUCAACAAACCAGACAUAUGGUUCGCUCUUGAAGAAUCUUACAUAUAUCAAGACUUUUGCCUCUGGAAUUCUCGUCCCUAAAAUUUACAUAUGGCCCGUGGAUCCAAAAAGUUAUUUGCAACCUCAUACUUCUCUUGUCUCGGAUGCUCACAAAGAAGGGUUAGAAGUUUUUGCAUCAGAUUUUGUGAAUGAUUUUCCUCUGAGCUUCAACUAUAGUUAUGAUCCAGUAGCCGAGUACUUGAAUUUCAUUGACAAUGGUAACUUCAGCGUUGAUGGUGUGCUGUCUGAUUUCCCAAUUACUCCAUCAGCGGCCAUAGAUUGUUUUGCUCACUUAGGAAAAAAUGCUACAGAAAAAGUUAAGACUUUGGUUAUAUCAAAAUAUGGAGCCAGUGGAGACUACACUGGUUGUACUGACAAGGCAUACACGAAAGCAAUUGAAGAUGGUGUGGACGUACUUGACUGCCCAGUUCAAAUGUCAAAGGAUGGGAAACCAUUUUGUUUCAGCUCUAUUAAUCUCAUAGAUAGCACAGAUGUUGUUCAAUCUGACUUUAGCAAUCUCACAACGAGUGUUCCACAGAUAAAGUCUGACACUGGAAUAUUUACCUUCAGCCUAACGUGGGAUCAAAUUCAACAAUUGAAACCUGUUAUAGCAAGCCCCUAUUCGGCAUACACAUUGUACCGGAAUCCAAGAAACAUAAACGUUGGCAAAUUCAUUACAUUGUCUGCCUUUUUGGACUUGACAAAGAGCACAAAGUCACUUUCUGGCAUCUUGAUCAGCAUAGAUCAUGCGGCCUAUCUUGCGGAAGAACAGGGCUUAAGUGUUACUGAUGCAGUCCUAGAUGCCCUAAGCAAAGCUGGUUUUGACACUCUGACAGCCCCAAAGGUCCUGAUUCAGUCUAGUAAUAGUGCUGUUCUACAGAAAUUCAAGGAGAAAAAUAAUUAUGAACUUGUAUACAAAAUUGACGAGAAAAUCCGCAGCAUUGACGAGCCUACCUUGAAGGACAUCAAGAGCUUUGCUGAUUCUGUGGUUAUUAACAAGGCCUCUGUCUUUCCGGAUAUCGCUUUAUUCUUGACAGGUUCUACGGAUGUUGUAAAGAAGCUACAAUCAUAUAAGCUUCACGUUUAUGUAGAAACCUUCAGCAAUGAGUUCGUAUCCCAAGCAUGGGACUUCUUCUCGGACGCAACUGUAGAGGUCAAUUCCUAUGUUACUGGAGCCAAUGUUGACGGUGUAAUCACAGAGUUCCCUGCAACAGCUGCCAGAUACAAAAUAAACCGAUGUUUGGGUCUUGGCAACAACACACCUGCUUACAUGAGCCCUGUUCAGCCUGGAAGCCUCGUGGAACUCAUUACUACUGAUUAUUUGCCACCGGCUGAGGCUCCAAACCCGGUCCUGACAGAGGACGAUGUGUCGGAGCCGCCUUUGCCUCCUGCAGCACCGGUUAGUCCAACAGCUAGCCCGAAUUCAGCUAGCCCGAAUUCAUCUAGCGCAGCAGGACCAGCACCAAAUGCGCAGCCUAAGAUUUCCGUUUCCUACUUGCUGUCGAACCUUGCUAUGAUGCUCCUUGCAGCUCUCAUUCUGUUCUGAAACGGCACCGGUCUAGCUUUGAUAGUCAUUUGCACAUGUGUUUGCCAUUAUCAUUGCUUGAUUUCAGCAUAGUUUGGAGCUUUUUGUGGCUUGAUUACACGGCUAAUCCAUUUUUUUUGGUCCUCCCUUUUGCUGGAUGUUGGUGAUUUUUCCCCCUGUUGUUGUAGUUAUGUUCAUUCUUCCAAGUGUAAUUUAGGGAUAUAAACUCCUGAGCCUGUCAGAUUUUAGUUAGCAUUUUCGCCAUCUUUUCGGCUGUUGUACGGUAUAUUUAUAAUUAUUCUUUGUGUGUAUUAUAUGAUGAAAAUUGGAGUGUUCA
This is a messenger RNA of Morus notabilis, 2745 nucleotides long. RefSeq names its product glycerophosphodiester phosphodiesterase GDPDL3. The coding region runs from base 144 to 2429 and encodes 761 amino acids. Lineage: Eukaryota; Viridiplantae; Streptophyta; Magnoliopsida; Rosales; Moraceae. The transcript is spliced from 9 exons. Gene Ontology annotation, molecular function: glycerophosphodiester phosphodiesterase activity. The record is from RefSeq and is a predicted model, not a curated record. Gene Ontology annotation, biological process: lipid metabolic process.